AUUUCGAAUACAGACACCUCAAAAGUUGUUAUUUCAGGAGAUUGGAAUAGUACUCUUAACCCAAUCGAUAAGCGAGGUGGCCAGCCUUGGAGAGCUAGAGACUAUAGAAAUUCUCUCAUGAAUCUCAUGGAAGAACUCAAUCUUAUUGAUAUUUAUCGACAAAUCCAUCCCACCACAAAAUCCUUCGCGUACGAGUCAAAACCUUUAAAUUUAAAAUCAAGGAUCGAUUUUUUUUCCUUAUUUCUCGUCCUCUGUGUUGUUGCGUUAAGAGUACAGAAAUUCGAACAUCAAUAGCACCCAACCAUAAAUCAAUAUUCCUAAACAUCGAAAUUAAAAGGGAAUUCGCAAGAGGCCCGGGAUUAUGGAAAUUUAAUAACACCUUACUGGAGGAUGACAAUUACAAAGAACUCAUCGAAUUCUACUACCCGCAAAUUUUAGUAAAAUACCAUGAAGUCACCGAUAAACAGCUUCUAUGGGAAUUGAUAAAAAUGGAGUUACGCGCGAAAACGAUUAAGUAUUCGAAAGAGAAAAGAUCUCAAUUAAGAAACGAAGAAAAAGCUCUUCAAGAAGAACUUCAAGAACUGGAUCGAAAAAUCUGUAACAACGAUGUCUUCGAUCAGGAGACUCUGGAAAAAUAUGAAUCUGCUAAGGGUAAAUUGAAAAGGAUACACGACAUUAGAGGGAAAGAAGCUAUAUUUAGGUCCAAGACAAAAUGGCUCGAACAAGGAGAAAGGUCAACAAAAUACUUUUUCAAUUUAGAAAAAAACAACUACGAGAAAAAAUUAAUUCGGGAAGUAAAAUUAGAAAAUGGUGAGAUAAUUUCAAAUUUUGCGCAGGUUAAUAAAGAAAUUGAGGACUUUUAUGGCAAAAUGUAUACCUCUAAAAUGUUUGGCAGCGAUGUAUCUGAACACAACCAUAACAUUCACAAAUUUAUCGAAGGUCUUAACAUCCCACAAUUAAACAUAGAAGAGCAAGAAUCUCUAGAAAAAGAUCUGACGUUCGAGGAACUAAAAGAUGCUCUAACAUCCGUCGCAGACAAUAAAUCGCCAGGAGAAGAUGGAUUCACAAAAGAAUUCUAUGAAGCAUUCUUUGAUCUCCUUGGGAAAUACCUUUUAAAUUCUUAUAAUGAGGCGUUUAACAGAGGAUCAUUAUCUGUUUCCCAGAAAAGAGGGACAAUAACGCUUAUUCCGGAAGGUGAUGAAAAUCUGUCUGAUUUAAAGAACUGGCGCCCUAUAUCUUUACUCAAUAUCGACUACAAGAUUCUUUCAAAAGCAUUGGCCAAACGAAUGGAGCAAUAUUUACCUAAACUAAUUCAUUCUGAUCAAACAGGGUUUGUCAACGGAAGAUAUAUAGGCCAAAAUAUAAGACUACUCAGUGACAUAAUGGAUUUUUUAGAUAGCAAAAAAUGCCAGGGAAUAUUUCAGUUCGUAGACUUCGAAAAGGCUUUCGACACCUUGGAAUGGAGUUUCAUAUCAAAAACCUUAGAAGCUUUUAAUUUUGGAAAUAAUUUCAAAAAAUGGUUUAAUGUUCUUUACAACAGUGUUCAAAGCUCCGUCGUAAAUGGCGGGUUUAUGACAAACUAUUUUGAAAUAACAAGGGGAGUUCGCCAAGGCUGUCCACUUAGCCCCUCCUUAUUUAUUCUUGCAGUCGAGUUGUUAGCCCUUAAGAUACGUCAAAACACGAAAUGUGAGGGCAUAUAUUUACCAAACAAUCAAGAAGUAAAAAUUUCACAAUUUGCAGAUGAUACAACUAUAAUAACUAACAACACGGACUCUCUCAAAUCGCAUCUUCAAACGAUCGAAUGGUUCGGCACCGUCUCAGGCUUAAAGUUAAAUAAAAAAAAGACUAAGGUAAUGUGGUUAGGUACAAUCAAACACAGUAACUCGAAUAUACUAGAAUUUAAAAGCACAAAAACCCUAUUAAAGUUCUGGGCACGUUUCUAUCGUACAAUCAAAACAAGAACAUCGAGGAGAACUUUCUUAGCAGAAUUCGAAAAAUGAAAACCAAAUUGCAUCUGUGGCUUUCCAGGGAUUUGACGCUAUACGGAACAUCUUUAUUAGCUAAAACGUUAAGAGUUUCUCAGUUAGUCUAUGCAGCAUCCAUGCUGACUGUUCCAUCUUUAGUUAUAAAAAUGUUCAAACAGAGCUUUUCUCAUUCUUCUGGAAAAACAAAAAGACAAAAUAAAAAGAACGGUCAUGUACCAACCUCUUGCGGAAGGAGGUCUUAAUUUUGUGAACUUUUUUGCUGCAGUAAAAUCACUCCGCCUAGCGUGGAUAAGUCGGUUAUUGAGUAGCACCACCGACUCGUGGAAAGCAAUUCCAAAUUAUUAUUUCAAUACCUAUGGUGGAUUAAAAUUCCUUCUUAAAUGCAACUAUAACGCGUCCUCCAUAAAUAAUAGUUUACCUACUUUCUAUCGGGAGCUUUUAGAAUAUUUUCAAGAAUUUAAAGAGAAGACUAAUAUAUUUUCGUAUGGCAAAUUCCUGCUAUGGAACAAUGAGGCAAUAACCAUUGACAAAAAUACUCUUUUCUGGAAAUCUUGGUUCAAGAAGAACAUCCUCCCUGUACAAGAUAUCCUAAAUGCAGAUGGAAACUUCCUAACAUUCCAAGAAUUUCAAGAUAAGUUCAACAUAAAAACAAAUUAUCUCCACUACUUCCAACUCAUAGCAGCUAUUCCAACCGACUUGAAGAAAAAAGCAAGGGAAUGUGAGGCUCCCUCUCGCGAGCUACUAAAUACUACUACGGUAUCUUUGUUUCCUAAUGGCAGUCCUGUAGAUUUGGCAGACAUGCGAUGCAAACACUAUUAUAAAAUACUUAAUGAAAACCCUACAGUAGAACCAACGGGCAUCAAAGCCUGGAAAGUCAAUUAUGCCGAUACUUAUACAGAAUGGAAAAACAAGUUUUCUUUUAUAUAUCAAUCAACAAGAGACAACAAGUUAAGACUGUUAAUUCUCCUUUAAAUUAUUGCAUAGAAUUAUAGUAACCAAAAAAGAGCUACUCAAAUUUCGAUUAACAAAUGACGCAACCUGUAUCUUUUGCCCUAACUCAGACUCAAUAGAGCAUACUUUCCUACAGAUCCAUGUACAUGUAACCUGUGUCACAAGUAUAUUUAAAUGUACGAGUUUGUUUGUUUGUAAAUGGCAACACAUCUAUAUGAAUCAUAAGGCUUUAAUUAACAGGUUUGUGAAAAUGAAGAAUGAUCAUCGCAGUUAGUUGCGAGCGAGGUCAACUUUUUUUUUAUCAAUAAAUUGACCUCGCUCCCAAUGGGUGGCUUCAUAGCUCAGUUGGUAGAGCAUCGCACCGGUAUUCGCGGAGGUCAAGGGUUCGAAUCCCGUUGAAGCCCUGAUUUUUUCAGGCUGCUUCUUUCUAAUUGCUCAAAUUGGAAAAUUAGCUGCGAUGAUCAUUCUUUAUUUUCAUCUGCGACUGCAGUUGAAAUAUGAAUUAUUUCAUAUAUGUUUCAUAACGGUUCGUAUGUCCUGGCUUACCAUUUUGUGCAAGUUUAAACAUGAAAGCUUGUCCAGACCUUGACUUGUCCGGCUUCCAGACCUUGUCAUUAUUUCUCGUCCUCUGUGUUGUUGCGUUAAGAGUACAGAAAUUCAAACAUCAAUAGCACCCAACCAUAAAUCAAUAUUCCUAAACAUCGAAAUUAAAAGGGAAUUCGCAAGAGGCCCGGGAUUAUGGAAAUUUAAUAACACCUUACUGGAGGAUGACAAUUACAAAGAACUCAUCGAAUUCUACUACCCGCAAAUUUUA
Molecule: messenger RNA, 3750 nt
Organism: Porites lobata
Lineage: Eukaryota; Metazoa; Cnidaria; Anthozoa; Scleractinia; Poritidae
Source: the annotation of a GenBank genome assembly